Messenger RNA from Komagataella phaffii GS115, 399 nucleotides. Its product is annotated as 60S ribosomal protein L32. NCBI's taxonomy places the organism in Eukaryota, Fungi, Ascomycota, Pichiomycetes, Pichiales, Pichiaceae. Bases 1 to 399 code for a protein of 132 amino acids. The transcript has a single exon. The record is from RefSeq and is a predicted model, not a curated record. Gene Ontology annotation, cellular component: ribosome; cytosolic large ribosomal subunit. Gene Ontology annotation, biological process: translation. Gene Ontology annotation, molecular function: structural constituent of ribosome.
AUGUCUGAAACUUCAGCCCCACGUCCAACGAUUGUUAAGAAGUACACAAAGAAGUUCAAGCGUCAUCAUUCUGACCGUUACCACCGUGUUGGUGAGAGCUGGAGAAAGCAGAAGGGUAUUGACUCUUGUGUUAGAAGACGUUUCAGAGGAACUAUCCGUCAACCAAAGAUUGGUUACGGAUCCGACAAGAGAACCAAGUAUAUGUUAAAAUCUGGACACAAGGCCUUUGUUGUUAACAACGCCAAGGAAUUGGAUGUUCUUCUGUUACACAACCAGCAAUACGCUGCUGAAAUCGCUCAUGCCGUUUCUUCCAAGAACAGAGUUCACAUUUUGGCCAGAGCCAAGGAGCUUGGUAUCAAGGUAACCAACCCUCAAGGUCGUCUCAACUUGGAGGCCUAG